AUGAAGGCAAGCGAAAAGACAACGGACUCCUUCCAGGAGCAUGUCUCUGGACAAUCCAACAAGCCUCUCUCUCGGCCACCUCAUUCUUUGGAGGCUAUUCAGGUCCUCGAGGAACUCCAUGUCGACCAAGGUCAAGGUCUGGACCCCGAAGAUGCCGUCCGUCGGCUGGCGGAACUGGGGCGCAAUGAGCUUCGUCAACAAAAGGGCGUCCAGCCUUUGGAAGUCUUUCUCGAGCAGAUUUUCAAUGCCAUGACUUUGGUCCUCCUACUAGCACUCGGCGCAAGUUUCGGCAUCCAAGCCUGGAUAGAAGGCGGCAUCCUAGGCGGCAUCAUCGUCCUCAACAUCUUCAUCGGCUUCUUUCAGACACUCCAAGCCGAAAAGACAAUCAACUCGCUAAAGAACCUCGGCAAACCGACAUGCAAAGUCUUGCGUGACGGCAAGACGAUCGAGAUACAGACGGCGGACAUAGUACCGGGAGACAUCAUCGACUUGAACACGGGCGACUCGGUACCAGCGAAUAUCAUACUUAUUGAGGCUGUCAACCUGGAAGCAGACGAAGCGUUGCUUACUGGAGAGAGUGCACCCGUUUCCAAGAUGCCCAACUCGACUUUUGAUGAAGAUACGGGCCCUGGGGAUCGCCUUAAUGUGGUGUAUAGCUCCACGGUUAUCACCAAGGGUCGCGGGCGCGGCGUCGUGUUUGCUACUGACAUGUUUACCGAGAUUGGUCUGAUUGCUGGUGCCUUGAACGGCGGCACGGGGGACAAGGCCCUGUCGCGGGUGAAGCGCAACGAGGACGGGAGCGCCUCGGUCUUUGCGUACUUUGCCGCCGGGUACAUGGCCAUCAAAUCGUGGGUAGGCGACUUUCUGGGACUAACGAUCGGCACACCGUUGCAGAGAAAGCUAUCUCAACUGUUUCUGUGGUUGUUCUUGCUUGCCAUCAUCUGCGCAAUCAUUGUCCUCGGUGUCAACAAGUUUGAUUCUCGAAAGGAUGUCAUCAUCUACGCGGUUACUACUGCGAUUGGGACGAUCCCUGUCUCGCUUUUGUUGGUUCUGACGGUGACCAUGGCUGCGGGCACGAAGAAGAUGCUUGAGCGUCAUGUUAUUGUCCGGAAUCUUUCGAGUUUGGAAGCGCUUGGGGGAGUUACUA
This is a messenger RNA of Colletotrichum phormii, 1147 nucleotides long. Its product is annotated as E1-E2 ATPase-domain-containing protein. Gene Ontology annotation, biological process: sodium ion transport; monoatomic ion transmembrane transport; intracellular calcium ion homeostasis. The annotation marks the transcript as partial. Gene Ontology annotation, cellular component: plasma membrane. The record is from RefSeq and is a predicted model, not a curated record. The transcript is spliced from 2 exons. Lineage: Eukaryota; Fungi; Ascomycota; Sordariomycetes; Glomerellales; Glomerellaceae. Gene Ontology annotation, molecular function: P-type potassium transmembrane transporter activity; P-type sodium transporter activity.